UUCACAGUUGUUUUGGAUAACUGCAUAAACCACACAACAUGUGUAGCAACAAAGUGUAGCAUGUGCCCAUCUCUCUAGCCUGCCACGACGUCAACAACGAGCCUGAGACAUGGAGACAGUCUUAUUUAAAUCGUUUUCUCUCAUGUUGGCUUGAGUAUUCACAUCAGUAUUCACGAUGAUUCCCGUUCCGCUGGUGGUCUGUGUGCUGGGAGGUUGGUGCGCCGUCUACCUCACUGACUCGGUCCUAAAGUCUUCUGGGAAACACCGGAACAGCUACGAGGCAUGGCUUGGCAGCCACGGGGUCACGUUGUCCCCGUUCCAACUCCGGUGGCAGACUACCAUGUUCAACCGUCUGUUUGCCUACUGUGCCCGAAUCAACCCGCAUGCUCUCUACCUAUGGUUCAGCAGUGGGGUGGUGUUUGGGGUGGUGGCCAUGGUGGGCUCGGUGGUGCUGCUGGCCCGGACCCUGCAGCAGACCCUGGCCCAGAUGACAUCCGACAGCCCCCGGAUGGCCGGGCAGCAGGCGUUGCAAGUGGUGAUCCCAGGGGUCAACCUGCCCACCAGUCAGCUACUCUACUUCUUCAGCGCCCUGCUGCUGAGCGGGGUCAUCCAUGAGCUGGGCCACGCCGUAGCCGCCCUCCGGGAGCAGGUGAGGGUGAACGGCUUCGGGAUGUUUGUGUUCGUGGUGUACCCCGGGGCGUUCGUGGACCUCUUCACCACCCACCUCACCCUGGUCUCCCCCACCCAACAGCUGCGUAUCUUCUGCGCUGGGGUGUGGCAUAACUUUGUCCUGUGUCUGGUGGCGCUGGGACUCCUCUUCCUGUUGCCCCUCCUUCUGUUUCCUGUGUACAGCACCGGGGGCGGAGCCCUGGUCACGGAGGUGGUGCAGGGGUCCCCAGCAGACGGCCCCCGGGGUCUGUCGGUGGGGGACAUCGUGACGGGCCUGGAGGAGUGUGGGGUCAGCGGGGCGGAGGACUGGGCCAGCUGCCUGUCCCUGCUCUCCCUCUCCCCCCAGACGGGGUACUGUAUCCCCGCCGCCAGCCUGCAGCCUAGCUGGGCCCACGGACGAGCCUACAAGCGCUUGGAUGGCUCUAUGGACUGCUGCAGCAACAACAGUCUGACUGACCUCUGCUUCUCCUACACCAGCCCACGGGACAAGGAGAAAGAGCCCUCCCGCCCUCAGUACGCCUGCAUGCCGGUGCGCAAGAUGGUGACGGGCACGCCGGUCUGCCGCCGCGACGCCGACUGCCUGGCCCAGGAGCACGCGGGCGCCAGCGUGUGUGUCACCCCGUCCCUGGAGAACCAGACGCGCUUCAUCCGCGUCACGCACCCCCCCAACACACACAUGCUGUUUGUGGGCUACCCCCCCCACCUGCAGUACUCCGUGAGCUUGACCAACUUUGUCCCUCGCUUCACCUUCCUCCACCUGGAUCUGCCCGUCUUCCUGGAGACCUUCUGCAAAUACGUGGUGUCCCUCUCCGGCGCCCUGGCCGUGGUCAACUCGGUGCCGUGCUUCGCGCUCGACGGCCAGUGGAUGCUCAACGCCCUGCUGGAGGCCACGCUGGUCUCCGUGGUAACGGAUCGCCAGCGCCGCGAGCUGAUUGGCUUCUUCCUGCUGCUGGGCGGCAGCGCGCUGCUGGCGGCCAACGUGGCGCUGGGUCUGUGGAUGGUCACCGCCCGCUAGUCCACGCCCCCUUUCCCCCGCCCCAAGCCCCGCCCCUAAGAGUGGAUCUGUAGUUCUGUGGGGACUGUUUGACUGUCAAGUUGCGAUCUAGGACUACGUUUCCCAUCCACCCGGCACCUCUCCCAGCGCGCUCCCACUGCCUUCUGCCUUUUGUGGUUUUCACUUCCAAGAAAAAAAAUAAAAUUAAAAAAAAUAUUUACUAAGAGCUUUGAUUUCACGCACACACACACACACACACACACAUGCACAUAAACACAGGCACACACACAUAUUUACACUCACUCGCACACACCCACACACACAAAAGUGUACACACGCACACAUUUACAUGCACACACACCUACAAGGCACACACACACACACACAUAAACACACGUACACAAUCCCGUUGUAUGCACAUACUCUUCAAUAUGCAGCCAUACUUAAAGUCAACUCCUAUUAAGGACUGUUUACAAGAACUGCAGAGUCCGUGUGAAAUUGUUAUAUUUGUAUAUAUUUGAAUGAGGGUUUUAAUUUUGCCACUGUACCAAGGAUUUUACUUGUGGAUGGCGAAAAUAUGUUAGUGCUACCGUAAACCAGAAUCUGCAUAUUCAUCAAGUUGACUUCGAAUCUCAAUAUCGUUGGAAUCAAGAAAGACUUCGACAUUGAUCCUUUGUUGAGAACAUUCCUUUUUGUCCUAAGUCUGAUCUAGUCAUGCCAAUAAACGCAUCCCAGGGCCUCCCACCAGAUGGAACCGCU
Molecule: messenger RNA, 2422 nt
Organism: Gadus macrocephalus (Pacific cod)
Lineage: Eukaryota; Metazoa; Chordata; Actinopteri; Gadiformes; Gadidae
Gene: mbtps2
Product: membrane-bound transcription factor peptidase, site 2
Exons: 11
Coding region: 176-1684 (502 amino acids)
Biological process (GO): membrane protein intracellular domain proteolysis; regulation of response to endoplasmic reticulum stress
Cellular component (GO): membrane; cytoplasm
Molecular function (GO): metalloendopeptidase activity; protein binding
Source: RefSeq, a predicted model, not a curated record